Molecule: messenger RNA, 10234 nt
Organism: Triplophysa dalaica
Lineage: Eukaryota; Metazoa; Chordata; Actinopteri; Cypriniformes; Nemacheilidae
Gene: setd1ba
Product: SET domain containing 1B, histone lysine methyltransferase a
Exons: 18
Coding region: 2432-7873 (1813 amino acids)
Cellular component (GO): Set1C/COMPASS complex
Molecular function (GO): histone H3K4 methyltransferase activity; protein binding; RNA binding
Source: RefSeq, a predicted model, not a curated record
UUAAAGAUCAGGUAAAAUAAGAUUACCAUUACCAUGAUAUCCCCUUAAGCCCAAAACAAUGACAAACAAACAAAUCGUUUAAAAAACACAUUCAACUUGGAUUUGGUUUAUUAUGGUUUAUUCAGAUUGAACGACGUCGAAUGAUUUACAUUCGGGGAAAAAUAGACAAAAACAAAUAGAUCAUAUAUAUACAAAAGGAAAUCGAUAUUUAUCAGGAUUUAAUCAUAUUUAAGAAAGAAAUGUGAGGAUCCUUUGUGUUAUACUUACCAUAAACAUCUUAUAUUGUCAAAGCCAUCCUCUUAAUUAAAAUGUCAAAAGAAAUGUUUAAAUUAAGUAUUACUUGAUAUUUUCCACGGUGAACCGUCGAUUGGAUAUUCAUCUGGUUUGUGUCGCCACACAGUUCAUGUGGAAUAUUAUACUGGGAUGUAAAAAAACCAAAUUUAGCACACUGGCGAAAAAGACAGCCAGCCCAUACCAGUAUCAAACACCCUUUUCAAGAUCUAAUACAAUUCAAAAGACGGCCUCGAAAGGAAAAACUAUACGAGCCGACUAAUGGUGCGGCUUAAUGUCGAAAUUUGACGAGGAUCCAUUCCAGCUGUCCAGCGCGCAGAUGAAGGCGCGUGGGGAUAUGAGCUUUACGCACACGUACGCAACAAAGAAACUAAACGAGCACAUACCCAGUGGACUCUGUGCUUCUGUUUUUUCCCUUCUAAGCUUUAAGCUGUAGCUUAGAAACAGCUUACGAGCGCAGAAUACAAAAAUAAAGAGGAUUUCCUUAAACACACGAGUGCCUCGAAAUGGCCUCGUGACCCGCUUCGGAGCUGAGCUGGACGGCAGGAAACAGUGUGGUCGACACGUCCUCAUUCUGGAAUAUUCUGACACCAUUUCUGCUUGUGACUAUAAAAGAUCAACACAAAAUCAACUCACACAAGCCACCACGAAACAUAAAAGCGACAUAAAGAUCCUUGACGAUUCUUGCGCAAUCAUUAUUUUUACUCGCUGGUAAAUAGGACCUGGCGUCGCCCCAAGCGCACAGAGGGAAGCAUACAGUAAAAGAUACAAAAGGCAAUGACCUGAUGAUGAGAUGUUUGUGUAAUAGUAUAUUCCAUACACAUUCAGGCUGAUUUAAAUAUGCAAAAUGACAUUGCCAUAAACUGUGCAAAACACGACAAUUUGCACACCACAUACCGGCAACGGUGUUAUCUAUUCACCAGAAGAUCUGAGACACCUUUAACUCCCCACAAAACCCAAGUGUUCCUUAGUGCGCAAUCCUGCUUCUAUUUUAUCCUGCGUGCUUCACGUCAAAUGAUCCCCUGAAAAGCUGACGAAUAAACUGCAGCGAAUGUUCUCGAAAGGGGGAAGACCGAGAACAGAGGAUUGUAUAGUCCUGUUGUGCUUGAUGAUUGAAAUACCACACAGUGUUCAGAGCCUUUCUCCGACCUUAAAUGGUUAGGUGGGUGCAGUCGUAUCCCGGACCCGUGGCAUUCGUCCAAACACUCAAAUUACAGCUGCGUUUUCGUGCCACAGGGUUUCCACCGCUUGGCGCAGCGGGGACGUCGGGGUUUUUAUACGCAGACGAUUUUACUGCUCAGAUAAGCGAGUUUUAUGCAAUAUCCUUCCUUCUCAAACAUAAACCAUUCUGCGUUCUAGUCGGUUUGGUUGUGAACGCCACUGCAGCAUGUCAAAGGCUGAAUCAUUUGUUAAAGCGACCAACAACCUCGCCCAUACAUGGCGCAGCAGCCGUCCUCACCACAAUGAUGUCCUUUGUGUGAAGAAGCCAUUUUGAAAAAGAGAACAGCAGAGAAGCCAUUAAACUACACAGGCUAAUUCUGAGGUCGCUUUGGACAUGGUGCAGCGAAGUGAGGUGUCUAGAAUAUUCAUUUUACACCUUUAUCUAUUUUGCUUACAAUUAUAAAUGAAUCCCCACAACAACAUAAAAAGCAGAUCAGCAUUUUAAGUUUUAAAUUGAUUUUAUAAUUGAUUUAAUGUUACCUGUUAAAAACAGUGCUCCCAAGUCUGUCUAAAAACACAGAAGGUCCUAAAACUAUUACCUUCGGAAUGAAAAGGUGUGGAGGGUAUUUUCUCUCCUCUGAAAGAUGAAGAGCGAAUGAUUUUCUCUUGUCAUCCUGUCUUCAGGAAGAGAAAGAGAGGGGGAUUGUUUGCAUAUUGCAAUAUUUAAAAGUGGCUCAAGAUUUUCAGGAGGUGCACUCGUUAGAGAUUGCGCAGUUAGUUGUGUGAAAUGGAGAAUUCUUUUGAAAAGCCAUGCCAGACAUGGUUAUUGUUGUUUUCUUUCUUUUAGGCGUCGCAACCCAACCCCCUUCUUUAAAACCAGUGUGAAAGGAUCCGACGAUGGGAAUCAAAAUGUUCCUCUUUCUUCACCGUAUAGGCCUGAUAAAAUUAUUGCAACAAAUGUUAAGGUUUGGCGAACGGAAUGGACAACAGCCAUCCUGUCUGCAAUUCGGGAGAGAAACGAAGUCACCAUUGGAGAAGUUAUAAGUUGAUUAUUGACCCGGCGUUGAAAAAGGGAUCGCACAAACUCUAUCGCUACGAUGGGAAUACCUUCAGCGUGCCGAACCCCGGAAUGUCUCCAGUUGACAUGGUUAGAGACCCGAGAAUCGGACGUCUCUGGACGAAGUACAAGGAGACUGAUCUCCCGGUUCCUAAAUUUAAGAUCGACGAAUGUUACAUCGGUCGCGUGCCCCCGAAGGAGAUCACGUUCGCCAGACUGAACGACAACGUCAGAGAGGGAUUCAUCACAGACAUGUGCAAGAAGUUCGGCGACAUCGAACAGGUGGAGAUUUUGUACAACCCGAAGAACAAAAAACAUCUCGGAAUAGCUAAAGUCGUGUUUGGAACUGUCAAGUCGGCGAAAGAUGCCGUACAGAAUCUUCACAACACGUCUGUUAUGGGCAACAUCAUCCACGUGGAGCUGGACCCUAAAGGUGAAAAUCGCCAGAGGUAUUUCCAGCGUCUGAUCAAUGGAAGUUAUACUCCACUCACACUUCCAGUUGGCGGUGAAGAGGCUUGUGAAGUUUCUCCACGCAGCCUGGCUGAAGCCCUGCUGGCAUGCGAGCCGUUGCGUAGACUAUCUGAAGGAGGGUCUUCUGCGGUCACAGGUCCUACUACACCAGGCAGCACUAACACGCCCGUGUCCCUUGACACAGCCUAUUCCAGCCUAAGGCAGGACACACCACAGUCCCAGGGUACCCCACACACCCCGCGCCAGUCGGGCACCCCGUUCUCUCAGGACUCAAGCUACUCCAGCAGGCAGGGAACUCCUGCGUUCCAACCUAACCGUUCUGAAUCCUCGGGAGGCUACAAGACGAGGAGGCAUGACACCAAAUUCCAGGACGCCUACAAUCGCAGACCGGAGAGGCACUACGUCCACGGCACCGGAGGUGCUCACCGUGUCAACGUGGAGCCCCAGCAGCCCAGUUUUAAGCAGCAUCAGCCGCCCGAGCCGCCCGCCCCUGCGUUCGCGCACACGCCGCCAGGGAACGCAAACUUCAAGACUGCAUUCUCUCCUUAUCAACCUCCGAUGCCCCCUGUGUAUCCCCAACCAGAGCCCCCCUUCCACCAGCCCGUUCAGCGGGAGGUGGAUUACAGAAGACCCCCACACAUCCCUCCUCCUCCGAGCACUGACUUUAUGCCCGUCCGAGACAGACCUGUGACGCCGCCGAUCCCCGAACCGCCCCCCGCACCAGAGUCCCAUCCGGCCACGCCUCCCCCUUCAACGCCUGAGCCCUGCCCUUCGGUUGGCACCCCGACCCAGGAGUCAGAGCGUAAUAGCCUGGACUCCCGCAUAGAAAUGCUCUUGAAGCCAUUCCUUAACGAGCGUGGCGACUCGGACAAUGAGGUGCGCAUGGACGGGAGCCCGAUUUCUUCGUCGUCCUCGCAGCUGUCACCCAUUCCCCCUCAGCGGUCCUCACGGCCUUCGAGCACCGGCCUGGAAGACAUCAGCCCGACUCCGCUGCCGGACUCUGAUGAUGAUGACGAUGAUCCUAUCCCUGGUACUGCUUCCCUCCUGAAGAACUCGAGGGCCAUGUCGCCCUCCGAAGAGCACAAUAAGAGCGCUUCGGGACAGACACCCACAGACAGAAUGGACACGUGUCAUCAGUCCUCCGGUGAAGACAUGGAGAUAUCUGACGAUGAGAUGCCUGGCACACCGACCGGCAGCGGCGACAAAAGCAUUGUGGUCAACUCUGCAGUGUCUCCAAUGCAGACCAUUACUAUGGCCCCACCAGGGUUUCCUCCUCUGCCCCCUCCCCAGGCUGGUUUCCCCCUGCCGCUGCCUCCCCUUCCGCCCCACUCAACCGUUCCAGGUCCCCCACAUCCCCACCUGGCUGCCCAUCCGAUGCUGCACCCAUUGCAUCCCUUUCCCCCUGGCAUGAUGCCUAUGAUGCAGAUGGACCUUAUGAGCGCCAUGCCACAGUGGGGUAGCGUGCACAUGUCCUUCCAGAUGCAGACCCAGAUGUUAAGUCGCAUGGCUCAAAGUCAGCGACCGUAUCCAUACCCUCAUUACAUGGGCGGGGCUGCAGGUGCCGCAGCUGCUGUGUUGCAGUUUGGUGGUCCGUAUCAUCCUCAUUCAAUCGUUGGCGCCCCCGCUGGAACUGUUGGGCAUGGGCAACCCUGGCCCUUACCUAACAUGCCCAAGUUUAACCCUGCUGUACCCCCGCCCGGCUAUGAACCUCAGAAGGAAGACCCGCACAAAGCCACUGUGGACGCUGUGCUUUUGGUUGUCAUGAAGGAACUAAAGUCCAUCAUGAAACGAGAUCUCAACCGCAAGAUGGUGGAGGUCGUGGCCUUCAGGGCGUUUGAUGAGUGGUGGGACAAACAGGAACUUUCUGCGAAGGCUACAUCUACACCUGUGAAGACAGGCGAGGCUAAAGAAGAGGAAAAGGAACGUGCCAAACCCAAAGAGACUAUAUCCUCGUGCUUGCUUGAAAACUGGAACAAGGUUGAGAGUCUGGGCUUCGAGGGAAUGGGUCUCGGCAUCGGCUUGCGUGGUGCUAUCAGGCUGCCAUCUUUCAAGGUUAAGAGGAAACAGCCCCCUGAACCAACAUCUACCAGUGACAACAAAAGGGUGCGACCAUCCACACCUGUGGAUGAUGAGCUGGAAGAUGAAGAGUCCGAAAGAACAGAUCUUCACCCGGACGGAACCAGGCCGGAUAGUGCUGCCGCCUCUGCUAAGCGAAGGCCAGCCAGACCUCUGGAGCUAGACAGUGAAGGUGAGGAGCAGGAGGAAACCUCUGGCAAAGAAGAGUCACUUUCAGAACGUGAAGAGGAGCCAGAGGAAGACAUCUCUGAGAGGUUAUCUCCUGCCAAGGAUAUGGUGGAAGAAGACGACGUUGAAAACAAGAGUGAAUCAGAAUCCAGUGAAAGUGACUCAUCGGACUCAUCAGAUGACGAAUCUUCAAGCUUGUCGUCCUCCAAAUCUGAUUCAGAUUCCUCCGAGAGUGAUAGCUCGUCCGUCUAUGAAUCAAGUUCAGAGAAGGAGGAAGAAGAAGAAGAGGAGGAAGAAGAAGAGAGAGCAGUUGGAAUCGAUGAUGAAGCGCAAACCUCAUCGUCGUCAUCAUCUUCCUCACCCUCGUCUUCUAUUGAAGAGGAGGAUGUCAAAUCUCCCUGUACCACCAUAGAACCACCACCAGAGGAAGAGGCAGAGUUGAGUAAAAUAGAGGCGUUAGAAGAGUCUGAGAUCGGUCACAAACACGCAAUGGUAAACUCGAGUAAAGUUGGUCUUGAAAGCCUUCGACCCCCAUCGCCCAAAGAACUGCCAGUUGAGGAACCUGAUAUUGACUUAGACGUCAGUGUUUCUGUAUCCAGAGCGAACCUGGAGGAUGUCUGUAGUUUGCGACCGGCCACCCCAACAGGUGCGUUUGCUGACAGCGAUCAGGGCAGUAAACCAAAGAUCCCCGUAGAAGAAGAAAUCCCCCGAACCCCUGGUCGCGACGGCCCGCUUCCUCUAGAUUCCGAAGCCCCAAUCCCUCUUCCUCUUUCUGCUACUUCCAUGCACCUUCCUCUUCCCCCCAACCACGCCCUCGAAGUACGCCUCCUGCAGGCCCCUGAGACUUUGCCAGAUAUGCCAGUUCGCGGGCGCUUGCCUACAGAGGAGGACAUCCCGCGUACGCCAGGGAGAGACCUCAUGGACCGACCUCGAGGUUUGGGCAAGUCUCAAAGCAUAGAUACUGUUCCAGUGACACCAGGCAGUGACACCCCGCUAACAGGUAACAGCUUGUGCUCCCCGCACAUUCCCAGCAGCCCAUUCUCUUACCCCGCCCAAUCCCCUGUUCUCAGUGCCGGUCUACCUCGGACUCCGGGACGGGAACUUACUUUUACUCCAGCUUUUCCUGACUCUGCUGCUUUGGUUACGGGCCUUCCCAUUCACAGAAAGACCUCUUCUGAAAGCUUGGAGGAGAAGUCUCUUUUCAAAGAGCCUCUCCUCAGCGCCUCUCCGCAGGCUAGCCUACCUAACAAUGCCGCUUCCUCUCCUUUCCCUGGUGCUCCCCUUCCUGCUGCUUCCCUUCAGGAGCUGGCUCUGCCUCCCCGAGGCUCCUCUCCUACUUCUCUCGACGCUUCCUCCGCCACUGUUCCCAAAGACCUACCUGUUCCAUUGAUAGAUCUUCCUGUACCCUUAGAUGCAACACAGCCCAAGAGGAAACCAGGACGUCCAAAGUCUAAAAAGGUGCCCUUGGUUUCUCCACACGACGAUCAAGAGCCUCCCGCUGCGAUCAUGGCCUCCUUACCUCCAGACUUUCCGGCUACGGGUCGCUCUCCAGAGACCUUCAAGGAAGAAGAUAGCGACUCCACAGCCAUGGAGGACAAAGAAAACCAACCUCAGUCAGUCAUACCCGAGGUGGACGAUAAGCUCUUCUACGUGGAGGAACCCAUUCAGAAGACACGUAGGCAGAGGCGUGGCUGGGAGGAGCUGUUGCGCUCCAUGCACGUCCCUGUGACCUCGCCAGCUCGGCUCAGCUUCCAGCCUCGCUCAGAUUUUGAGGAGAUGACCAUCUUGUAUGACAUAUGGAAUGAUGGCAUCGAUGAGGAGGACAUGCGCUACCUUAAGGUCACCUACGACGAGAUGCUUCAGCAAGACAAUGGCAACGACUGGCUCAACGACACUCUCUGGGUUCAGCAUCCUCCUACCAACAUGGGCAUCGUAUCGGGGGCGAAACGGAAACGGAAAGAGGACGGCAUGCGGGACCACGUCACUGGCUGCGCUCGCAGCGAGGGCUACUACAAGAUCAGCAAGAAAGACAAAAUGAAAUAUCUAAACAGCUCACGCUUGCAGUCGGAAGAGCCUGACAUGGACACUCAGGGGAAAAGUAUUCCAGCACAGCCCCAAGCGUCUUCUAGGGCAGGUUCAGAACGAAGAUCGGAGCAGCGACGGCUGCUGUCGUCCUUUAGCUGUGACAGUGAUCUCCUCAAGUUCAAUCAGCUCAAGUUCCGUAAAAAGAAGAUCCGGUUCUGUAGAAGUCACAUCCACGACUGGGGUUUGUUCGCCAUGGAACCCAUCGCUGCUGACGAGAUGGUUAUCGAAUAUGUCGGCCAGAACAUUCGACAGGUUAUUGCAGACAUGCGAGAGAAGCGCUACGAGGAAGAAGGCAUCGGCAGUAGCUACAUGUUCCGUGUGGAUCACGACACGAUUAUAGAUGCCACCAAAUGUGGCAAUUUCGCCCGCUUCAUCAAUCACAGUUGCAAUCCAAACUGUUAUGCCAAGGUCAUCAGUGUGGAUUUGCAGAAAAAGAUCGUCAUCUACUCCCGGCAGCCAAUAAAUGUUAAUGAGGAAAUCACCUACGACUACAAGUUCCCUAUCGAGGACGAGAAGAUUCCUUGCCUGUGCGGUGCAGAGAACUGCAGAGGAACCUUAAAUUAACCGUGGUCGGUAGGAACCUUCUUGAAACAUGCACUGCCCGACAAGCCCAGACGCCCUGUCUUCUGGAGACACCAUGCCAUAACCGCAGGGAGCUACAGAGGAACCGGUGGGCGAACCGACACGUCCACUGGAUAUAAUGUGCAGCUAAGUGUCUGGGACUUCUUUUUGUACUUUCACGAAUGUUUACGAUUUAAAGGUGCUCUUUUAAGCAUACGAGAUGAGUUUUCUACCACUUUCCGUCGACCUCCGUCGGACCUAUUUUUCCCUAAAUUGUUUGGGUUUGUCUAGUGCCCGUUUGGCAAGGUUUGUCUUUCCCUUGGAGCGCCCGGUUUUCAUCAGCCCCUUUUCCCUCAGCGGUUUGGUCAUGGAGAGACCUGCCCAUGCCCGAACAUUUCAAGCUGAGCAUAUCGUUCCCACAAUCAUGUGUUGAUUCAUUUAGGUUAAAAAGGAAAUUUAAGCUGACGUGGGUUUUCACAACAUAAUGCAAAAAAUGUGAAACCAAGAAAGACUGUAAAGUGCCCGGAAAAGGUUUAGUAUUCUUUGACACUAAGCGAUGAUGGAAACUGGGUAAAUUACCUUCAGUUUGUGGAACGUUCGACAAAAGCACACCUGCGUCGGCCUUGAAACAAAUGAGCAGAACAGGUCCACAGCUCAGGCAAAUUUACACAAAGCGAAUCGCACCCUCUAUUUAACUUGAGCCAGCGACGCUAACAUGACCUAAGGACCGGGCCAUUUUAUAAAAGGUCAAAAGCAAGUCAAACAAUACACUACACUUGUUCUUUCAUUUUAUCAGACAAUCUUCUAACAUCACUGUGGAAAUGUAAGUGCGUGUGCUGCCCCCUACUGUCUGUGACAUGUAAAGACUGAAAACGCUGCUGACCUCUCAGAAGCUGUAUGGCUUAGUAUUAAUUCUGCUUCUUGUCCCGCCGCAUCGGCUCACUUUUUAAAGUCAAGACAACAGUUUGCACUUGGCAGAUAAACAUGUGGAGGUCCAAUUGGCUUCACACACAUCCAGUCACUUGUGGUUGAGAAAUUCUUGACGAUGUAGACGGAACAAUGCUGCUAUUCUGUGAUACUGCAAACACACGGCUUUCUCCACCUGUUCACUUUAAAAAUGCAAAUCCACCUGCACUUGUUUCAGGUCUUGUUUCGAUUGGUGGUUUUUAAAGUGUUAAGAGUGAUCUAUGUGUGCGGUGAUGGUGAAUUCAGAGAGAACCUCACGCUUUUAAUGAUAUGUCCAUGAAUGAAUCGAAGAGAGAACUUAAGGUGAAUAAUAAUAUAUAAUCUAUCCGAUCUUGUAUGACCAGUGUUGAGGAUAUCAGGCCCUGAAAGUAUUAGGUCUCAGACCUGCUCUGCUCCAAGUCAACUUGAAGUUGUGUGGUACGAAACAAGCAGUCGUAUACAGUGCCAAAUAUGUACUCGAGGACCUUUAAGUGUCGCGGCUCCAAGGGCGAACAUGUUUUCCACUUUUCUCCUGUGUGUGUGUAUCUAUAAAUGAACUGAUAGUAGAAUCUGUUCCCCUGGUACGUGUUGAUGUCACUUCUGCUCAGUAUUUAACAUUCAAAAUGUGUUCAAAGAUUUUUCACAGCUCGGCCAAAUUUCCCCUCCGAAAACAGGAUUUGUCAUCUGCGAGACAGCACUGGUUCACUGUGUUUUUUUCUCUCCUGAUUUGGUUGUUUAGACAUGCACUAGAGGCCGCCACCCCCCAGUCUAACCCAGCUAUAAAUCUCCUCCUUUACAUUCGAGCGCUCAGUGCGUAAGGUCUCCUGAUUUUUGUUUUAAAUAUGUUUAUACUGUACAGCAUAUGGUCAUUUGUAAAAAGAAAUGAGGCUUUUUUUAUCUCGACGGGGAGUGACGAUGCAUCGUUCUGCUUUUAUGAGCGACAGGUGGAGUAUUUAAAAUGACUGUUUUUCAGGGAUCAUUCUACGAAAAAAGAUAAUUUAAGGAAAGAGAUGCAUCUUGUACAUAAAACAGAUUUGUACUUCCUUUUGAAAGAUUGUUUCUUGUGGAAACGUCUUUUUUUUCUGCCCGUUUUCCUUUGGAUUCUCACGUGUAAAUACUUUAACUGUGAAUAUAUAAAUAUAAAUAUAUAUAUAUUUUUGUUCCUGAGGAUUUGAUACAGUGUCAGGGCUCAGAAUGGUCUAUCUGACAUUGAGCACAGAGAGCUGGAGGCAGUAUGUUCAGCUUGCGUCAAGCUUUACUCUUUAUUUUUGGUUGUAAAUUCUAUGAAAAUCUGUUUGCAGUGUGUUGGGGGGAAGCAUUAUCAUUCAGAAAUGGCAGGGGACACGGCUCCUGUCUAUUUAUUAUACCACAAAUGUAUGGAAAAAAAGAUCAUGGAAAAAAUAAAGGAUUUUUUUUCAA